AGGGGAUUUGCUUUGGAGAUGCUCACAUUGCAGUUGGCAGCUGGAGGUUCUUGUCGCUUGGGAUUUGCUUACCUUGGAGGAUACUAACCGACAGCAACGACUUUCACAACACCGUCAUUUGGAGCCUGCAAGUGUGGAAUUAAUAUGAGGAAACCUUUGUUUGGCCGAAACCCAGGUUCACACCAACGCCUCCAUCAUUGUGUUUAGAGAAGCCGAGAGCAGCAUGCCCAGCUCUCGGUAAUACCACGUCCCACCCCCCUUGACGCCAAGCCCAGACACCGCCCCAGCUAGCACCUGCCUGCCUGUCUGCCCCCCCCACCCCCACCCCCCAGUCAUCCAGACCCAUGGACAUGAUGCUACCAUCCAGAGGUGCACCUAUGGAGUCGUCGAAGACCUCGUCCCCGCUGAGCGCCCACUGUAAGAGGCAACACUACUGGCGCGUCCGGAGAAAACUACGACCGGCCCGGGUCCUCACCUUCACCCUGGGCCUCUUGGGCCUCACCACAGUGUUCUCCUGGAGUGCCUUGUCCUGGACCGGCGUCACCCAGGGAAGGUGGUCCACCAACACGACGACAGCACACCCCACAGACCAAGGCCAAGGAGGAGGACAGUCCAAGACAGCUGUGCCCCAAAGAACUCUGCUGUCAUCCAAGCCAGGGAUGAGGGCCGAGGAGGAUAUGCCCAUAGCGAUGAGCUCGUCCAUGGAUGAGAUGAACCAUGGGGACUAUCCAACGGAUUUGUUCAACCUUGAGCAAAGGCGCCAAGGAGCAGUGUCUUUUCACAUGUUCGGCAUGCUGUACAUGUUCAUCGCCUUAGCCAUUGUGUGCGACGAAUUCUUCGUGCCGGCGCUGACCGUGAUCACAGAGAAGCUCGAAAUCUCAGACGACGUGGCCGGAGCCACAUUCAUGGCGGCCGGCGGCUCGGCCCCGGAACUCUUCACUUCCGUGAUCGGCGUUUUCGUCUCCCACAGCAACGUGGGCAUUGGGACGAUCGUGGGGUCGGCCGUGUUCAACAUCCUGUUUGUCAUCGGAAUGUGCGCCAUCUUCUCCAGGGAGAUCCUGAACCUGACCUGGUGGCCUCUGUUCAGGGACGUGUCCUUCUAUAUCAUUGGCUUACUAAUGCUGAUCUAUUUCUUUCUGGAUAACCAAAUCACCAUCGAUGAGAGUAUCGCCUUGCUGUCGUGCUACUUUGCGUACGUCACCUUCAUGAAGUUCAACGGCAGCGUGGAGCAGGUUAUCAAGAGCAGGCUGGGAGGGAACCAGGUGGACGAGAUCGAGGCAGCCCCCAAGGCAAUCACACCCAGUGAUGAUGAGAACAAGUUGACGGCUAAGCCCAGACUGCAGAGAGAAGGAAGCUGUGCCUCGCUGCACAAUACCCUGAUGAGGAACAGCAUCUUCCAGCUGAUGAUCCAUACCCUGGACCCCCUCCACGAGGGUAAUGACGGUCGGUUCAAGGAGAAAGCCUCCAUUCUCCACAAGAUGGCCAAGCAGAAAUGCAAAGAUGAUGGUGCCAACGGUAUUUCAGAGAGGAACAUCCCUAACAGCUCCAACGUAGCGGUGGAAGUCACUCCUCCCAUGAACGGCACCGUAGGAGGAGAAGAGGAAGAGGAGGAAGAUGAGGACCAGCCUCUGAGUCUGGCGUGGCCAGAGACCAACCGCAAACGUGUGACGUAUCUCCUCAUCCUGCCCAUCAUCAUACCACUCUGGCUCACUCUGCCCGACGUCAGGAGAGACACGUCAAAGAAGUUUUUCCCCAUCACCUUCCUGGGCUCCAUCUCCUGGAUCGCAAUCUUCUCUUACCUCAUGGUGUGGUGGGCUCACCAGGUUGGAGAAACGUUCUGGGUCACAGAGGAGAUCAUGGGUUUGACCAUCCUUGCAGCAGGGACCUCCAUCCCUGACCUCAUCACCAGUGUGAUCGUGGCCAGGAAGGGGCUGGGCGACAUGGCCGUGUCCAGCUCCGUGGGCUCAAACAUCUUCGACAUUACCGUAGGCCUGCCGUUCCCCUGGCUGCUGUGGAGUCUGUUGAACGACAUGAGCCCGGUGAUAGUGAGCAGCAACGGCCUGUUCUGCGCCAUCGUGCUGCUCUUCCUCAUGCUCCUGUUCGUCAUCAUCUCCAUCGCGGCGUGCAAGUGGAGGAUGAGCAAGCUUCUGGGCAUGCUCAUGUUCCUGCUGUACUUUGUCUUCCUCAUCAUCAGCGUGAUGCUGGAGGACAAGAUCAUCGUCUGCCCUGUGUCCAUCUGAGGACGACACGCAGGCAGGCACGCACGCACAUACACACGUAUACAUAUUUACACACACACACACGUAUAUGUAUAUAUAUAUAUAUAUGUAUCAUGUGAAUAAAAGGUAGGUGCACAAACAUGUAUGAACUGUAUGCACAAAUAGAAACACACAGGAAAGGAAGACACCGAUGCAGAAAAACCAGCACUUACACUCACAGAGAAAAGCAAAGAUACACACACACACACACACACACAGCGCCCUCUGCAGAGGGACAGGGAGAGACAAUUGGACAGAAGGACAACCUGAGGCCCUCCCUCAGAGAAGCACAAGUUAUUAUGAUGUCACAAAGGCCCGGCAGGGUGGGCGGAGCCUCAUGACACGCCCUCACUCUACCCAAUGAGAAGAGCUCCUUCCGUCGUGUAUUUUUAUUUUUGAAAGCUGUUGGUGACACGAUAGUCCAGGCUGUGAUGGGGAUUGGAAGACCUGUGUCUGGUGGCAUGAAUGGGGACAGAGGACUAACUGGUUAUUAUGUAGCAACCCCAGCCAGACACCCAGAUUAGUGCAACACUGAGUCUAAACCAUGGUGAGGCUUUGAAAACGUUGACAAGAGGUAUUUGGGUUUUCUCCUGUGCUUCCUGUGUGAGAGAAACAAAGACACAAAAGAGGGGGGGGGGGGGACAGGAGAAUGAGCGGGGAAUUGAGGAGUAGGCAGAGAGGAGAACUGGUGCAGACAACGAGAUGUUUAUAACUGCAUGUUCUACGAUGGUUCAGUGACACGAACUAUCGUAGAAUGCUAGUUCAGCGGCGUCCAGUGACGCGGUGCGUUUCUGUGGACGCCAUGUUCUGUUCUGUCCUCAAGUAGUUUAGUUCUGUCGAUAUGAACCUAUACUUUGUGUCAGAGGGUGCAGGUUAGGGUGUUUCCACUUCGUUUAAAUGGAGGGUCAUUUUUUCAUGGUUUGUCACUAUGGGGGCUUCUUGCAAAGUAUACCAUGUGACAGGAAAGGAUUUCGACAAUCGUUUUGUUUUCCAAUCAUUAGUAUUGUUGCGAUUUGCAAAUGUUAACUUAUAGGAGAAUCUAUUCUGAAACAUCAUUCCAUGAUUAAUACUUAUUUUUUUGCUUUGAUUGUAUUGUAUUUGUGUCCCACGAUGAUUUACUAUUUUCCUAUUAUGUCAUUUUCUCAGGUCUUCCUUUGCAAAAGUUUCAACAAAACAAAAAUCGUCUGUGCUGUUGUGGGACAGAUUAUCUAUUCGUAAUUAAAUAAUUAUAAAUGUUGUAUUUCUAAUUUUAGAUAGACAUAACAUGUCAUAAGAAUCCCUCCCCAAGUCCUCAACCCUAUCUUCACAGACGUGUCAACAUCGACAACUAAGGUGCAUCCAUUUAUGUUACUACUUGUAUUGUUUAUAACACUUUGUCUUUUUUAUCUAUGGUGCCCUUCACACAGCACUGUAUGAGAUAAAUGCAAUACAUCCUUCCCUACUUUACCCUAAGCUUUACCCUUUGUAAAACACACAAUAAUGAUGUCAGAACAACCAGAAAAGACCACUUUCUAGCGUAGCUCACAAGUAGAUUGAGACCUGAUAUUCUAUAUUAUUUUUCAAACUUGAAAACUUAUCAAAUAUACAAAAUAAGAAACUUUGCUUUCUGAUUUAUAAGGGAUCAACAAUUAAAUCCAAUUGCAACUUUUUUUUGUUUCCAAUAUUUCUAUAGAAUAAUAUUUUUCAGGAGCUUGAGUUGUGGGCAGAAUUUCAUUUCAGAUUUAAUAUAUGACAUAACACUGUUGUAAACCUUUGAUCAGACUGAUGGAUGAGUUACCAGCCCAAAUUCAGUUUCCAAAUAGAAAAAAGCUAUUUUAUGAAAGGUGGUAUGAGAAAUAUACUCAUCGCAUUACAUAUUUAUAAAACUCUGGGGCUCAAUACGUUUUAUAAUAAUUUUACCAAUGCUGUAGAAUAUGUGCAACCAUUUUAGAGGACAUAAUCAAAAAGGUUGGAUUUUCCUUUAUUUCAAACAGCAACCACAGCUAGGGGAGCCACACAUACACUUCAAACUCCAAGCUGUUUUCGUAUGGUUUCCAUGGUUUCCUAUGCGAGUGCUAAUAUUAAAGUAUGAAUGAAUAUAGAGAACAUGUCAGCAAUAUGUUUCAGGUCACAAUAGAGGUCAAUACUUUUGUAUCUCCCGUAAAGAUACUGUAUAUAAUCAUAAUCAUUUACUACUUUAAUCAUGAAUAAAACUGUAAAAACAAACCCCCCUAAAUCCUGCAACAUUAUAUCAGUCCUUCUGUAUAAAGUGUCAUAUGCUAAUAAAUAAAAAUUACAAU
Molecule: messenger RNA, 4537 nt
Organism: Osmerus eperlanus (European smelt)
Lineage: Eukaryota; Metazoa; Chordata; Actinopteri; Osmeriformes; Osmeridae
Gene: slc24a2b
Product: solute carrier family 24 member 2
Exons: 10
Coding region: 345-2240 (631 amino acids)
Biological process (GO): calcium ion transmembrane transport; intracellular calcium ion homeostasis
Cellular component (GO): plasma membrane
Molecular function (GO): calcium channel activity; calcium, potassium:sodium antiporter activity
Source: RefSeq, a predicted model, not a curated record